This is a messenger RNA of Haliotis rufescens (red abalone), 2705 nucleotides long. RefSeq lists its product as uncharacterized. Lineage: Eukaryota; Metazoa; Mollusca; Gastropoda; Lepetellida; Haliotidae. The record is from RefSeq and is a predicted model, not a curated record. Bases 88 to 1053 code for a protein of 321 amino acids. The transcript is spliced from 3 exons.
UUGCAACUCAUUCCAAGUCUGUAUAGAGAAACUGAUGCUUCAAUCCAAACAGAAAGGCUUUCCAAUGGAAGAGGGGACAGACUCGAUAUGGCUACUGCUCAGUAUGCAUUUUUGAUUGACGUAGCGAAGGACAUGAACCAUGCAGAAGAAAUGCUAGCGGGAAUAACUAACAUGGCCAUCGGAGAGAAAGCAGGGAAAGAACAUAGUGAAAAUAAUGAAUAUUUCCAAGGGAAAGCAAAAGGGUUUUCAAAGCGAAAAUAUGUUGGCACCAUCACCAGUUCUGGUAAUCAGGGAACAUCAGGAAUAUGUGCAAGUCGUCAACAUCCGGGGAUUAUAUAUGCCAUUAUUGAUGGCCCUGAAGACAGAGCUGAUGUCUAUGACAGCAACAUAUAUGCUUACGAUGCAAAUAAUGCUUCGCUCGUCACCAAGAUAAGUCUGGAUGUUGUCAAUGUUGACUGGGAGGAUAUUGCUUGUGGUCCUUGUGAUACGAGUGGUUUGGGACAUUGUAUUUAUGUAUCUGAUACUGGACAUACAGGAGAAGGUCCUGUUAAUCUGAUCUACAAGGUACUGGAACCAGAGGAAGUGAUACAGGGUCGUAAACUGUCUCUCGGGGAGGACGAAAUCGAGGUCAUCGGCUUUGAAACAAUUUUAGAAAACAGCGGAACACUACUGGUUUCACCAAGGGGUCAACUGUAUAUCAUGGAUUCUCUUCACGAACCUGGCGGUUUGUAUGAGAUCGUUGAUGGAGAAACAAAAUACCUCUUUGAUGUAGCCGUACCAAAGAAGAGCAUUUACAUAGCACCGAAUGGCGGAGAUAUAUCUCCUGAUGGUAAAGCAUUACUCUUAAAGACCCAAGAGGAUGUCUUCUAUUGGUAUGUUGAAAAGGAGGAAGACAUGAAGUCGGUACUAACGGAUGCCAACCAGUCUAUAAUACUCCCUUACUUAGAAGAAAGACAAGGCGAUUCUAUUGCCUGGAGUCUAGAUGGCGCGUCCUUCUUCACUGUAUCUGAAGGUGAAAACGAACCCUUGUUUCGAUAUGAUAGACUUACCUAACACCCGAGGAUUUUGAAAAAAAUGGAGCAGUGGGCAACACAACAUUACCAUGUUCGUUAUAGUUAGGAGAGGCUUAAAUAACAUGGAAACUGAUUUGUGUCAUGCGCUUGAAAGUGUUAUACUUAGUUUCAGGAACUGCCCAAGCCUAAAUUGAAUAAAUGGACGUCUAAGGAAUUUAUAUGUUAAUAUAUAUAUGACCAUUGAAACAGGAUUUACAUGAACUAGAAACAGAUAUGUCUGAUUUUUGUAGAAAAUUGAGAUUACUAAAUCAUUUUGAUAUUGAUGCCAAUAACGAAGAUACUUCAUUAGCUAGAAACAAAAGCACCUUCACUCCAAAAUCUUGUAGAAACAAAGUGUUAGACAAUGUUAUUAACCGCCUCAAAGAUUUACCCUUUACUGUAAACCCUCAAAGAGGUAAAUCAAACAUAACAAAAAAUGAACGACCGGCCCCAAACAGAUUAUCAAACAACGAGUCAAUUGUUAUUAAAGAAGCUGAUAAGGGAGGCGCUAUAAUAAUUAUGGACAGUAAUUAUUACCAAGAACUCUCACUGGAUAUGUCAAAAGAUGAAUCUUAUUACAGAAAGCUUUCAGACAGUUCGGAGAAAGUCUGUAUUACUUAAUCAUAAAAUAUUAGUAUAUUCACAUUCUCAAUGCCUUACUAAAAACGAAGAGGAUUAUUUAAUUAAUUUUGAAUCGAAAGAAAGUAAAUUUUAUGGCCUCCCUAAAGUUCAAAAGAGCGCACAGAUCCAAGAAAAAUGUCGAACAUUGAAUUCUGCUUAUGUCAAAAUAGCCCCCGAAAAUGAUUUAAAAUUACGGCCAAUAAUUGUGGGACCCAAAUGUCCCACACACAGAAUCAGUUACCUUAUGAAUAAAGUGUUGAAACCAAUAACUAAACAUGUCAAGAGCUACAUAAAUGAAACCACUGAUUUUCUGAACCAACUUCCCGCCUCAGUCGAAAAUGGUACAAAGUUGGUCGGUUUUUAUGUAGUUAGUUUAUAUUCAAACAUUCCCCAUGAUCUCGGCACAGAAGCUAUUGCAUACUGGAUAAAUAAACAAAGUUCGGAAAUCCGAGAGGACAUUACCUCGGAAUUCAUUAUCGAUUGUAUUAAAUUUAUUCUAAACAAUAAUACUUUUAAUUUUGAUGGUUCUCAUUACAAACAAGUUAAAGGCACAGCAAUGGGGACAAAAAUGGCCCCUACUUACGCAACCCUUGUACUUGGUUAUUUGGAGCAAAAGCUGUACUCAAAAACUGAAGAAGAUUCGGUAUUGAAUUUGGACAGGGAUUUCAAGAUAAAUGGAAAAGAUUUUAAGAUGAUUGUUUUGUUCGGUGGAAUCGGAAUGAAAACGAUCUACAGUGUUUGAUAGAUACUAGUAUUUUACAGACACUCCAGCCAAGUUUAAUCUUUACUUUAGAGAUGAGCGAUAACAAUAUAUCGUUUCUAGAUGUAAUGGUUACAAUUUCAAACAAUAACAUUAAAACAGAUGUAUAUUACAAACCAACUGAUUCCAAGCAAUACCUCAAUUACAAUUCCUGUCACCCCCGUCAUACUAAAAACAGUGUCCCUUACUCAUUAGCACUUAGAAUCUGCGCGAUAGUAUCUAAUUCAGAUCGUGCACAAUAUAGACUCGAUGAACUGAGGGAGUCACUUUUA